Psylliodes chrysocephalus is the source of this 1473-nucleotide messenger RNA. Lineage: Eukaryota; Metazoa; Arthropoda; Insecta; Coleoptera; Chrysomelidae. The record is from the annotation of a GenBank genome assembly.
AUGGGGAAAUACAGAGUGUUUCGUGCAAUUCUUAUUCGUGUAGUGUUCAUAAUACAUUCUUUGAUAACAAUUGGACAAGUUGCUUACAUGAAAGAUGACAAAUGGUACUGGUACCUUAGUGUUCCUUUGCUUUUUAUGGUAUUAGAAACAGUGAUAACAUUGACAUUAAGUCGGAAUCUCGAAUGGAGCUGGUUUUGUCCGUCCGUUUUUCUAUAUUUAGCAAGUGUAGUACCAGCAAUAUGGCUCUUGGAGCUCGACAAAGUGGAGAGAAAAUUGAAAGCUUUGGAGGGAUUACCAAUGAAUCUUACAACUGGAGCGCAGUUCAAAGAAUUAAACAAUUUAAUAGGGGUGGACAUAAAACUGCCAGAAAUCUCGUUAAGCACCGAAACUUGGAUAACUCUAAUAGAACAAUUCCUUAUGCUUAUUCUCAUAAUUGGGAGAUGGAUGUUGCCAAAAGGUGAUCUCACAAGGGACCAACUUAGCCAGCUGCUACUCGUCUAUAUUGGUACGGCUGCUGAUAUUUUAGAAUUUUUUGAUUCAUUUAAAGAAGAUAAAAUUGCAUCAGAACCUAUACUUGUACUUUUAACUCUAGCUAUAUGGUCAUGGAGCUUAAUGCAGUUUACGGUUGUUCUAACUGCAACUAAGGCAAGAAAAUCAAGACUUACAACAACCACUUCAACAAUACAAAAAUCAGACAGUUGCUGCACUAUAGACGUCUGCAGUAUUUUACUAAAUAUCACACUACAAGAUGCUCCAUAUCUGGCUUUCCGCCUUCUUCUUAUCUGUCACUACAAAAUUGUUACUUAUAUGAAUAUAUUCUUCACCUGUAAGAAUACUUUAGUAAUUUUUCUUCAGAUGUACAGACUAUACGUUGUAUACACGGAAAACAGUAGACCAAAAUCAGAUGAUGUCGAGAUGGCAUCCACGGUUUCUAUUAUUUCUAAUCUUUCAAGAAGCGAUUUUACUUUCGAACCAAGAAGACGACGAAGACCGACGAGGACUCAGCAAGAAAGCAUGAGGAGUCAAAGUACUGUCAAGACUCAAAGAAGUAAUAGUAGUAGAAGAAGUGGGGAAACAGAAGAGUCAAGUGAUAGUGGUGGAAGUGGAACAAAUAAUAUAAAGAAAAGCAGAAAAUCGACAAAUACAAGAAAAGACACAGGCUACUCAACAGCCAGCUCCCAAACAAGCACAAGAAACAAUACACACAGACAUCAACCUAAACAACAAUAUAAUAUCGAUAAUAUGGACCGUGAGACUAGAAGAAUGGUGAGACAAAAAUUAAAGCGUUCAGACAAAGAUACGAAAGGGAGAAGAAAAUUAGAUGACGUCGUCUCUGAAGAAAGCGAUGUUACAUACACAGAAGAAGAUCAUCGGAAAAACAAAGUUAAUAAGGAACGCAAAAGAGAUAGGCACACAGAGAAAAGUUACGAUAAAGCUUCAACCGUUACUGUUAGUGAUCAGUCGUCAGACUGA